Molecule: messenger RNA, 702 nt
Organism: Bacidia gigantensis
Lineage: Eukaryota; Fungi; Ascomycota; Lecanoromycetes; Lecanorales; Ramalinaceae
Exons: 2
Coding region: 1-702 (233 amino acids)
Biological process (GO): regulation of transcription by RNA polymerase II
Cellular component (GO): core mediator complex; mediator complex
Molecular function (GO): RNA polymerase II cis-regulatory region sequence-specific DNA binding; transcription coregulator activity
Source: RefSeq, a predicted model, not a curated record
AUGACUAUGCUAUCUAACGAAGACAUAAAAGUCCUCGAGUCCAUCCGCCAACGUCUCGCCACCCUUACCUCAUCCUUGGACAGCCUCCGUAAUCAAAUCCUCAUAUCUGAUCCUCUUCCACCAUGGCCAUCCCUCCACGCUCAGUCCCAGCUCCUCCUCACAGCAUUCAACGGCAAUAGCGGUAUGGGUGGCCUUCUCGAGCUUUUGCGCAACAACUCCACACUCCUCCGCUCUACAGUCGCCUACCCAGUUCCGUCGUAUCCAGGUCGAGAACAAGAAGCAUUGCUCAACCAGAUUCUGAGGAAGAAAUUAGAGCCGCAAGUUGAGGAAUGGGCGGAAGACGGCGAGACUAUGGGAAAGGAGCUUGAGGGCUUGGAAAUUAUUGGAGGAGCUGGGGAGGGCGAGGAGGACUCGUUCAAGAGAUUCUGGCGGUGGGCGAUGAUUGAAUCGAGCGAAAUUGGUAUGGGUUACAAUUGGCUGGGGCCUGAAGGGGAGGGGCCAGAAGCUGAAGAAAGUGAGGACGAGGAAGAGGAUAGCAGUGAUGAAGGGCAGGGAAAGAGCGAGAAGAUGAAAGGUGUUGUGAAGACUGGGGCCCAUGGUGUGGUGAAGGGAAAGGAUAUCGAACAAGACAAUCAUACCCCGUCGUUGCCAAUGGAGCAGAUUCUGCGGUUCUUGUGUAAAGGAGAAGAGCCGAAAGAAUGA